Messenger RNA from Dimorphilus gyrociliatus, 1564 nucleotides. Lineage: Eukaryota; Metazoa; Annelida; Polychaeta; Dinophilidae. The record is from the annotation of a GenBank genome assembly.
CCUUUUUCAAUUGACUGGUCAUCGGUUUUUUUAAACGUAAAUACGGCCACGCGAAUAAAUGGCCAAUCCUACAGGUACUCUAAUUAAUAUUGGUUAAAUUCCAAACGAUAAGACGUUUUUGAACAAACUUUACUAUUAGGUUGUUCAAAACCAACGAAAUCUGAUUUAUUUAUUUUUAAAUCACUUAUUAAUGUUUCUUAAAAUUUGAGAAUCGAUUUCAAAGAUUCAUCAAUAGAAUUUAACUUAACAGAAACCCUUAAUUAUGUCUACUAAUAACAACGAUCUACUACGACAACGGAAAAAAAUGCCAGAAGGAGAAGAAAUCGAAGUCUUAUUGAAAGAAAAUGAUGGUGAAGAAGAAACGACCCCAACGCCCAUUGUAUCAAAACCCAGUGAAGAAGGUUCUCAUCAAAUGGCUCUUCAGGUGUUUCCUUCAUUUAUCAUCGCCGGAAUUGGUCUAGUGGCUGCUGGUCUUGUUCUGGACAAGGUUCAACAUUGGGAAGUUUACACAAAGUUACAUCAAAUCACAGUUUUAGUCACUCCUUUAUUAGGGCUUAAAGGAAAUUUAGAAAUGACCCUUGCCAGUCGAUUGUCUACAUUUGCAAAUAGACCAAAUAAAAAACACUCUAAUCUAACAGCUGCGUGGGGAAAUAUAUGCUUGGUACAACUUCAAGCAACUGUUGUUGGAAUUUUAGCAGCAAUUGUUGCUGCUGUGUUCGGGUGGAUACCAAAAGGACAGUUUAAUUUUCAAAAUUCAGUUGUUGCAGCGUCUGCAAGUGUUGCAACUGCAAUGUCAGCUUCAUUAAUUCUAAGUGUAGUUAUGGUAUUGGUAGUUACUGGGGCCAGAAAGUGCAAAUUGAAUCCAGACAAUAUUGCAACCCCUUUGGCAGCGGCUCUGGGAGACGUGACUACUUUGACUUUACUAUCUGCCAUCGCGAGCCUAAUCUACUUAUCACACUUCAAAUGGUUGCCUUAUCUUAUACUAUCAAUUGCCUUAUGUCUUUCUCCUUUCUGGUAUAUUAUGUCGGCCAAAAAUGAGUUAGUUAAAGAUGCCCUAUCUGAUGGAUGGACACCAAUUAUUAGUGCUAUGGUGAUAUCGUCUGCAGGUGGUCUCGUACUUGAUUUCGCAUUAUCAUCCUUCGAAGGUCUUGCUGUCUUCCAACCAGUUGUGAACGGGGCGGGAGGAAAUAUAGCAGCUAUUCACGCUUCACGUUUGUCAACAGCUUUACAUACAGACAAACCAAUCAAUAUAAAGAAAUCAGCGUUCGUACUGUUAGGAAUCAUGAUUCCAGGUCACUUAGCCUUUUUAGGAAUUAUAACAUAUUGUGAAGCAGGACAUGUCGCAAUAACUCCAGCUCUCAUUAUUAGUUACUUUUGUGCUGCUCUUCUACAAGUGAUUAUUCUGUUAUUUAUAGCACCUGUUAUCGUUAAGGCUGCAUGGAAUAGAAAGCUUGAUCCAGACAGUGUUGCAAUUCCAUAUUUAACGGCAAUAGGGGAUCUUUUGGGAUCAAUGUUUUUAUUGACAGCUUUCUAUCUUCUGCAUAAGAUGAACAGUUUGAAUUGA